CUCCUUUGUCUCGACUCCUCGGCGACAAAAGAGUGUGCUGUGUUGCGAAAAUAUGGCUAGCGAGGAUCGACCUGGGACUAUCCAAAGACAACAGUCCAACUGGGCGGACGAGGUUAAGCAGAGAGACAAUCCAACAACGAGAGACGAUGAGACUGCUGGUACAUCUGGCAAUGCGGAAGGGCAGUCCGGCGCCGGGGAGCUUUCCGACCUCAUUAGGAUGGUCUCGACCAUCGAGUCCCAGGUGGGGUCGUUGGAGGAAGCCAUGGAUCCUCGGGGAUCACUGACCGAGCUUGCGGGGGCCUAUGGCCGACAGGUGUACGAGUCCCUGGGGUCAAUGCUUGGUCAGGCUCGAGCGGCGACGUCCGAAGUGGCGGAGAGGGUGCAGACGCUCUCGGGACAGGAGGACGUCGAGGUGCCGCUUGAAGUUCGCCAGCGGAGCGACAAUCUCCUGGAGAGGAUUAAGAGGGCCUGGCUCGCGCACACGGCACGGUGCCCCCCGCAAGAACUGGAACGCCGGUUGUCUCGGGAACCUUCCUUCUCUGUCCCUCAACCCACUCCCUCUUCCGGGAGCGAUCCUUCCAGCACCGCCGCCGUUGGCGCCGGCACCUCCCCGGCGGGCGUCCCCGCAGUGCCCACGCCAUCUGCGUCGCCCCCGCCUGCUGGGUCCCCGGCCGGGCUGGGUCACACCCGCCGCCGGCAAGCCUCGGGGGGCUCCCAGGAGAUGGUGGUCGGGGGCAGGCCCCUGACCCGGACUGUCACCCUGGAAGACGUCAUCAACGAGGCCGACGAGCGGGAAGAGGUGCACCGGCGGCAGCAGCAGCAGCGAGACGCCGCCGAGAGCGGCGGCAGUCGUGGUUUCGGCGACGACGGGGAUGAUAGCGCGAUGCCGGAAGCCCGUCCCGCGAAUGACGAGCGGGGUACACGCGGGGUGGCGGACGGAGAAGCAUUCGGUGGUGACCAUCCCGAAGGGGGGCAUUCGGAGACCCUCGCUACGAUUACUGCUGCCACUGCCACCGAGGGCCAAGGGUCAGACGGAGGAACAGUUGCGUCGGCGUCACCGAUGGAGGUGGAGGCGUCGGCAACCUCUGCGGAGGCCCCGCAGGAUCAGGCGGCCGGGGAAGGGGGGGUCGGGGUGUUCUCGUUCGGGCGGGGGGAUCUCGGAGCCCUGCUGCACGCGGACGAUGCGGACCACUCCGCUGAGGAAGGCCCCGUGGUGGUCAAGAACCACCGGUCCUUGCUACAGGUGUCCACCUCGCUGUUCCAUACCAUGGCUGUGACCGCUUCGGGGGAGAUCCUAGGCUGCGGCCAGAACGACGAGGGGCAAGUCCGGCCCGAUCUCCUGACGGAGGCGUUCUUGCCGCGGCCGUCCCUGGUGGAGCCCGUGCUCUCCCAUCGUAUCACCCAGGCAAGGCGCCUUGAGCGGUGGGGACAGUCGUGGUCGUCGAGACGGCGUGCCUCGAGAGUUGCAUGCGGAGAUCUCUUCACGCUCAUCCUCACCUCCCGGGCCGAGGUGUUCUCGUGCGGUGUCGGCGAGUGUGUCGGCGGUGACGGGAGAGACCGAAAACAGGCCGCCCCCGUGCCGUCCCUCGCCGGGUUUCCAACCGUGUGGAUGGCGUGCGGGAACAGCCACUCGGUGGUUAUCGGAGCCGGAGGUGACGCGCUGGGUUUCGGCUUGAACACACACGGUCAGCUUGGGGUAGGCGAGUUAGAAGGUGGCGAGGGGCCAGCAGUCCUGCACCCUCGACCGAUCGUCGGAACGUUCUCCAAGCCUCUCACCUUGCCUCCCGCCGCGGUGGCUACCCCCGACGACGUACCCUCGCCCCGAGAUUCAAACCCCACGGGAGCCGGCAGCGCUACCCCCGCUAGGCCCGCUCCCGCCGGCGCGGAAGGCGCCACCGCCGCUGCCGCCGCCGCUGCUCCCGCGAGCAGGGUCGGUGGUGAUAGCGCUAACGGCGGCCGCAUGAAGAGCGGGGCGACCCCGCCCGCCUUUCUGGCCGCCCGCGCGGCCUGCGGGCAGAGCCACACCGUGCUCGUCUCGACGGCGGGGGAAGCGUGGGCCUGCGGCCGCAACCGGUCGGGCCAACUGGGCGUCGAUCCCGACAUUGUCGGGGAGACCAGCACACCGGUGAGGGUCCCGCUAGAGGGGGAAGGGGGAGGGGGAGGAGCGGCGGCGGUAGGCGCCGUCCAAGCGGCCGCGGGCAGGGCGCACUCCUUGGUGCUGCUAUCCGACGGCAGGGUGGUCGGCUUCGGGAGCGACGAAUUCGGGGCGCUCGGACCUGCUGAGCCUCCCGUCGCCGCCGCCGCCGCCGCCGUUGGCGACAGCAUGGAGGUGGACACCGCGACGCACCGCUCUUGCUACCAUUGGAAGCCCACGGUCAUCGAGGCACUCAGCGGGCGGUGGGUAGCCUCGGUGUCUGCCGGCGGCGAGCAAAGCUUCGCGAUAGCGGUGGGCCCGGCUCAGCCGCCGGCCGUGGGGGCGGGGGCGGGGACAGCCCACCCUCCGCCCCCGUUGCCUUCCUCUCCGGGUGACGCCGCUUCUGUCGUUGGGGGCUUGGGGCGGCCAGACGAAAAGGCUCCCGUGGCGGCGGCCAUGUCAGUAGAUGGCGACUCGGCAGCAGAGCGGAAGUUCACGCCAGCACCAGCGGUCGCCGAGAGCGAGGCACGCCGCGAAGGAGGCGGAGAAGAUGCGGACCGGGGGCCAGGAAGCCUCGCCGGGGCUGCCGGGGCUGCCGGCCCGCUCGUGAGACGGGGCUCCGAGGCGCUGUCGCUCCGACGGCGCUUCUCGCUCCCUCCGACGCUGAGGAUGUGGACGGUGGGCGAGUUCCUGCAGCUGAUCAGGAAGGCAGAGGCAGCCGCGGUGACCGGGAACAGCUCGGACGUGGAGGGGGAGGCCAGCCGCGGGGGCGCGGAAGAAGCGGCAGUGCUGGAGGCCGUGCGGCAAACAUUCGCUUCGCCAUCGGUCCUGAGCGCGUGCUUCAACAUUGAAGCACCGGCAGAGGCCCGACAUGGCAACCUGGGGAGGACGCAGACGGGGGAAGGGAGGGGACAGGGGACGGCGUUCCCCCGGGUGGAUGCGGCGGGGUUGGAAGCUGUGUACGCGGGGCUAGCGGGUCUGGGGCCGAGGGUGGUGGACACUCUGUGGUCGUCGAUCGAGGAGGGAAUGGCAGCGGUCAGGGAGGCGCAACAAUCCCCUUUGACCUCUUCGAAAUCUCGGUGCUCUCGGCCAUCUUCAAACCCCGCGGUGCCGGGCCUCGAGGCCGCCGGAGCCUCGUUCCUCCUCAAGUACUGGCAGGGGUCGACCUUCUCGCGAGACGUGGGGGAGUCUCCGGACACGGGCAAGGACAUGGCCAUGGAGAGGAUCUGCAAGACGGUGCUCGGGCUCAAGGGGCACGCCCGCUGGUGGCUCAUGCGCAGCGUUAAAGAGGACUAUUCUGCGGAACUCUUCUCCUCCCGACUGGUCAAGCCCAUGGUCGAGCACCUUUCCAUCUGGCUGAAGAGAGUGGGACAGACGAGACCCUACUACCCUACCGCGGCUUUGCUGCUCAAGAUUCCAUACGAGGACUUCUUCAGCGACUACAUCUCGAACAUGCCCGCGGAUAAAGUCGUGCAGGACCUGCUCAGGUGGAAGGAUCAGGAACCCCUUGCUAGGAUGAAACGGUUCUUCCUGUGUGAGCAUCCCUUCUUGAUCUCUACCGACUUGAAGAAGGUAUGCGAUGGUGUGGAUCUCAGUGGUGGCAAGCAGAACACCGUAUCCACCACCUCUGUCACCAUCAUCAGCAAUAAUUGCAAUAAUUGCAACAAUUGCAACAUUUGCAACAUGAGCGUCGGCAUACUCAUCCUCCCCAUCAAGUCAUUACAUCGUCAUCACUCAUCAUCAACAACAACAACCAAAGCCGACCCUUCGCCCAUCCGUACGCGCAUCACCAACAUGCAGUUCCUGCUUAAGGCGGAAGCCAAAGUGGAGCAAGACAAGGCCGCCCAAGCCUCGGGGCACUACGUUCCCCUCGUAGGCGUGGUAAUCAGACCGUUCUUGGUGCUGACGGUCAACAGGACCCACUUGCUCCAAGAAACGUUGGCGCAGGCAAGCAAACAGGCUGAAAACGUUUUCGGUCUCUCGACGCCGUUUCGAGUACCGGAGACUUUGGUUUAUUCUCUUGGGGAGCCUAUAUUUGCGGACGCCGUGCGUCCGACGAAUGUGAAUCUUUCGUGUGUUUCCCGGCUACCAGAUGCGGACCUGCGGAAGAAGCUGAAAGUGGUUUUCCGCGGAGAGGAUGGGGUCGAUGAAGGAGGAGUUGCGAAGGAGUUCUUUCAGCUGCUGACUGUCCAGCUGUUCGACCAGUCCUUCGGCAUGUUCGUGCCGGCGGGAGAGGGAGGCCGGGUGCUGUGGUUCAAUAAGGACUGCGUCUGGGCUGACGAGGAGUACGGGCUGGUCGGUCUGUUGGUGGGGCUCGCGGUCUACUCGGGUGUGAUCCUGGACGUGCCCCUACCGCUCGUGGUGUUCAAAAAGCUCCUCGGGGAGCAGCUCUCGCUAGAGGUAACUUGGGAUGAUUUAGGGAUGGAGCGCAGCCACGACUUGGUGGAGGGGGGCGCGAAUAUCCCGGUGACGAGCGAGAACAAGGAGAGUUACGUGGAACUAUACGCGCAAUUUCUUCUGGUCGGGGCGGUCUCGCGGCAGAUGGACCACUUCAAGCAGGGCUUUCUUAGGGUCAUGUCCGGGGCGGCUUCGAUAUCCUUGUUCAGCCUCCUCUCGUGCGUAAGCCAGCCACCGCCCCGUAGUUGCUUCUUUUCUCAAUCGCUUGUUUGUUUUAUGCCAAGUUUCAGGGCUGAGGAGCUCGAAGUACUCGUCACGGGAACGUCCGAACUCGACUUCGAGGAGCUUGCCAAGGCCACCGAAUACGACGGGGGCUACGGGGAGGACCAUCGCACCAUACGGGCUUUCUGGCGCGCUGUGGGGGAGAUGCCCGCCGAGGAGCAACGGCGCCUCCUCAUGUUCGUCACGGGCUCGAAGAAGGCUCCACUUGGUGGGCUAGGCAAGCUCACGUUCAAGGUGACCCCGGAUGACCUUCGGGUGAUCCAGCGGGCGGGGCCGGACACGGAUCAUCUUCCCACGGCCCACACGUGCUUCAACACUCUCAUGCUCCCGGAGUAUUCGGGAGAGGAAAAGUUGACGAGGCUCCUCAAGCGAGCCGUCACGGAGUGCGAGGGUUUCGGGCUAAGGUAAUGCCGAUGGGCAACCCAUCUUUUGAGGAGGCAUUUUUGGGUUCGCACAAGCAGUGUUAUUGUCAGACGUGGAUGUAUUUGGCCUGUAGUAUUGCCAAACCUUUGUCGGGCGGGGAGAUUUUGAAGUCGAAGGGAUAUGCCUGCAGUGGGCCGAUUUGAAACUAUUUUCGGGUGACCCUAAACCCGA
Molecule: messenger RNA, 5407 nt
Organism: Ectocarpus sp. CCAP 1310/34
Lineage: Eukaryota; Phaeophyceae; Ectocarpales; Ectocarpaceae
Source: the annotation of a GenBank genome assembly